AUGACUAAAGAAGAAUUGAAGACUGAAGCUGAGUCUAACACCGAGACCAGCACCGAGACCAGCACCGAGACCAAAGCUGUGGAGGAGAAGACCAAAACCGAGACUAAGAGUGAGGACACCACUGAGGCUGAACCCAAGAAGGAAGAAGGUGAACCCAAGGAACAAGGCGAAACUUCAACCACCACCACCACCAAGAGAAACAUAGACUCCGAAACCUCUUCCAAAAAGAAACAUAAGAAGAGAAGAAGAAACUACGAAGACGAUUUGCCCAAGGAAUCCGAAGAGAAAACCGUAGCCAAAGACUCGGAAGACAGUGACGAAGGGAAUGAUGAAGAAUUGGUUGAAGAAGAUGAAGAUGAAGACUUGAAUGAAAUUGAUGUUUCCAAUAUCAUCACUACUGGCCGGAGAACAAGAGGCAAGGUGAUUGAUUUUGUAGCUGCCAACAAGGCAAUUGAAAAGGAAGGUCUGGUUCGUGAAGAAGAUGAUGACGGAGAUUUCGAUGAAAAAGUUUAA
Molecule: messenger RNA, 513 nt
Organism: Lizanozyma spartinae
Lineage: Eukaryota; Fungi; Ascomycota; Pichiomycetes; Serinales; Debaryomycetaceae
Exons: 1
Coding region: 1-513 (170 amino acids)
Source: RefSeq, a predicted model, not a curated record